UUUGACGUCACAAGGAAUCCCUCGGUUUUUCUUCGACAUCUUAGCAGGUUCCCUAUGCUACGUAAAUUUUGGACAUUUUUAACAUAAAAUACUAUCAUCGAAGCCGUCAAAUGUAGUGAUAUGGCUGGAGUUUUUGACUUAGAAUUACAUGAUACCCCAGAGGGGGACGAGGAUAUUUCCGAUGACGAAUUUUUUGAGCCAGAACUUGAGGUAUCGGGGCGUGGUCAGAAUGUCAUGUGUGAAGAUGGGAUGGAAACAGUGGAAAUCACAGAAAAUACAGUAAACCCAGGGCAGUUAAAAGUGGGACCCCAAGACUUCGAGCUUCUCAAAGUUCUAGGCAAAGGAGGUUAUGGAAAGGUGUUCCAAGUACGAAAGAUCUCAGGGGCUGAUAAUGGCAAGAUAUUUGCCAUGAAAGUGUUGAAAAAGGCCACAAUUGCCAGAAAUGCCAAAGAUACUGCUCACACAAAAGCAGAACGCAAUAUUCUGGAAUGUGUAAAGCAUCCCUUUAUUGUGGACCUGAUCUAUGCAUUCCAAACGGGGGGUAAGUUGUACCUGAUCCUGGAGUACCUGCCGGGAGGGGAGCUGUUCAUGCAGCUGGAGAGGGAGGGCAUCUUCAUGGAGGACACAGCCUGUUUCUACUUAGCAGAAAUCACACUAGCAAUAGAGCACUUACAUUCUCAAGGCAUUAUAUACCGAGAUCUGAAACCCGAAAACAUCCUUCUGGACAAUACAGGACAUGUAAAGCUGACAGAUUUUGGCUUAUGUAAGGAGUCGAUAAAUGAGGGAGGGUUAACCCAUACCUUCUGUGGAACAAUAGAAUACAUGGCCCCUGAGAUCCUAACAAGGAGUGGUCACGGUAAGGCGGUGGAUUGGUGGAGUCUGGGUGCACUCAUGUACGACAUGUUGACGGGAGCUCCCCCAUUCACUGCUGAGAAUAGAAAGAAAACCAUUGAUAAGAUCUUGAAAGCCAAGCUAAGUCUCCCUCCUUAUCUCACGAAUGAAGCCAGAGGUCUCAUUAAAAGGUUGCUAAAGAAAAGUCCGCAGGAGAGGUUAGGGGGAGGUGUUGAUGAUUCCAAGCCAAUCAAGCAACAUGCCUUCUUCCGACACAUAGAUUGGAAUGAUCUUCACCAGCACAAAGUGGAGCCUCCAUUUAAACCUUGUGUGACCAGUGAGGAGGAUGUCAGUCAGUUUGACACCAAGUUUACCCGACAGACCCCUGUGGAUUCUCCCGAUGAUUCUGUGCUCAGUGAAAGUGCCAAUCAAGUAUUCCUAGGUUUUACAUAUGUAGCUCCAUCAGUUCUAGAAGAGCUGAACAAGCCAUGGAUUUCUGAGAAAGAGCCCCGAUCUCCUCGUAAAGUGGGAACAAGUUUUAAGGCUUCCAUGAGUCCCCAUCAAAUAAAUCUAGUAGAGGGGUUCCGAGUAGCAGGGCAGGUCAAUGGAAUGGAGGAUGUAGAGGUCAUGGACACAACGACCACGACCAUCCCCAAAAGAUCCACCUCCCCCGCAAUCGCCACCAAGAACACCACCUACAAGCAGGCCGCCUACCCCGGGAGCCAGAACCGACCCCCUCAUCUAAGGAUGAAUUGACUAGGGGCCUUUUUUAGGAAAAAAUUAGGAUUUAAUAAAUAAUUUUCUUACUUUAAUGGUUUUUUUUUAAUUGCAGGUUUAUUGAAAACUGCUCUGGACUUACAAUGUAUAUUUAUUGAAGUGAAUGGCUUGUGAAGUCAGGAAUCUGUUUCUCAAGCUUGGUCAUUGAUGCAUAGCUAAAAUGUACCAAAUUUUUAUAGUGUUGUUCUUGUUAUAAUGAUACACCUGUAUUGUUAAAAUGCGUGAUAAGAUGCUUGAUUAGGUACAUGUAUUUAGAAUUGUAAAGUUUAUAAAAUUACCAAAUUUUCUUAUUGUUGGUUUUGUUAUAAGCAUGUUUAUAGUUAGUUACCAAGGAUUGUAAAUUUAUAGAGGCCUUUUUUGUUCACUGACCAAAUUGCAAUACAAAUCUUUGUAUCAAGUACAUUACCAAGAACUUUUGUGACCAUUGUAAUUACACAUACAUUUGUAUUGAAAGCAAAAAGAGAACUUUGCCGCAGUAAUCUUGAUGUGUAUAGUAUUAAGAACAUUCUAAAUAGCACUCUUACUGUUGAUUAAUAUCUGCGUAUAAUAGAUUUGUACAUGUAUAAAGCAUUGAAGCCAUUGAAGCUGAAUUGGAAUUACACAUGUAAUUAAGAUUUUCUCUAUGAAUUAUGAUUUAACAAAAUUCUACUCUUUUAAAAUAUUUCGCAUUUUUUCCCUAGUGAUUAAUUGAAGGGUAAAUUUGUCCAUUCUUAAGAGUAGUUGAAGAUGAGUUUCCAUUAUUUAAAAAAAAGUGAAAUAUUAACUGUUUGAAUUUUGUUUCCAUUUAAUUCCAUGAUUUCCAUCUAAUAUAAAAUGGCAACCAGACAGUGUAUACUAAAGUGGCACUGUACACCGAUAUUAAGGAUGAUAUUUUCUUGUCUUUUUCAGAGAAUUCACGGACACAAAAAUGAUUUUAUAAUAACCUUUAAUAUGUGUCUUGGAUUAUUUUGUUGCUGUAUAUUCUAGAAUUUGUUAGUAUGCAGUCCCACUGUCACAGUAUAGUGGAAUAAUGUCAUAAAUAUGACUUUAUUGAGUUAACCUUGUAUUCACAUGUACCACAAUUUUAGAUCUUUACUUCUAUAAUUUGCCAUAAUAUGGCUGUAGAAAUUGUUUUGAAUUGCAUUGGGUAGGUGUUCAUCUUGAAGUCAUUUCAUAUCAAGAGCAGUGGUUUGAUUGUAGGCUUGCUGUGAUAAUUUGCUGCUGUUCAAAAUUAUACAUGUAAGAAUGAUUUGAUAUGCACAUUAUACAGAUCUAAUUUGAUGGAAAGCCAGGCCUUGAUUUUUUUUUUGGAAGAGGAAUGAUCGCUGAUUUAGGAAUUUUUUCUGUAUUCAUGUUACAUUCUGACUUGGGAAUACAUUUUGUACAAAAUUCAUAAAUGACACACAUUUUGAUUGUCUUUCUGAAAUGUAUUGUAAUUUAAUGCUCUUGUUCGUAAUGAAUACUUUAACUGUUGUUUUUUCUAAUAUGAGAACCUAAUGCAUUAAAAAUUCCUUGAGUUACUCUUUUUUUUUUCAAGAACAAAUGCAAUAAUAUCCUGAUUUUGAAAUGGUCAAUUUUUAUGUGUGACCUCCUGAAAGAUGCCCACUGCCAGUAUAGCAAUUUAAAAAAAAUCUAUUCUUUCUAUAUUUUGUUGAAUGUCCAAACAGUUUGUGUAGUAGAUCUUUUGGCUGUGCCAAAUAGGGACAAUUACCAAGAAAACUAGACACCUUUUUUCAUAAAUUUUUUGUUUAAUGUUUGACAAAUUGUUUGAAGGAUAAUGCAUGAUUGGCCAGUUGUAUUGUGUUCAUGUAAUUGGUGUUAUUUAUAGCACAACUUUGUUGAAAGUGUACAAAGUAGAUUGGCCACAUUGAUACAUACAUUUGUAUGAGCAGAAAUAGUGAAGGUUUCUUAAGAUAUUUAGAGAUUCUGUAGUUUAUAUUGAUUUGUUUUCCCCUUACUUUUAUUUUUUCUGCAUCCCUUAGCAAUUAACCCCCCCCCCAAUCAUCAGUACUAUGUUUUAUUGUUAUUUUAUUUCUGGGUGGGCACCAGUACCUGCUGGGCCUUUUAUUUUUGUACAGCAGCUUCAUCAUAAUCAUUACUGCAUAGUAUGACAUUUGUAUAAAGAAAAAUUCUAUCAGGAUAUUUUUUCCUGCUUUUGUAAAUACCUUAAUCAUGGUCUAAUUGUUAUAAAUUUUGUCAGAGAUAAUUUUCUUGGUAUACAUUUCUCUUUUUUUUCCCCUUCAAAUUUUCAUUUUGUUGAUCAAGGUAAAAGCUGUUCUUGGAAUUGUUUUGCUAUUGAUACAACUAUAAAUCUCAAAUAGUUCAAGUAAUGAUUCUAUACAUUUUUGAGAGACACGUAAUAAUAUUUCAAAUCAGAAAAUUGGGUCAUAAUCAUUACUUAGCAUAUCAAUCCACACAAUGCUUUUUGUAAUAAUUAUUCUGUAUAAUGGUUGACAGAAAAUACCUAAACGUGCACCAAGCACAAUGUACAUACAGUAUUUAGUUAAAAGAGCACUACUGUGAAAAUUGUAUUUUACCUUUUUAGCAAUGUUUACUUCAGAGAACUCCAUUUUUGAUAGUUAAUGCAAAUUCAAUCAAAAAUUCUAUGAUUUGUAUGAGUCAGUGGAGUUGUUUUCUAUUGCUAAUGUAAAUUGGCUUUAUGCACUGCUGUUGGAAAGCAUUCUUACUUUGUUGGAUGAAAGAGGAGAAAUCUAAUUUAUUGUAUGAGAGUUUUAAUUUUCUGAUCAUUUUAUUUUCUGUAGCAGGUUAUCCUCAUUUUAAAAGAAAGUAUCAUUUUAAGAAUUGAUAAUUAAAGCAAUGAAAUAAAUCAUGUGGAAAUACA
Saccostrea cuccullata (small rock oyster) is the source of this 4429-nucleotide messenger RNA. RefSeq names its product ribosomal protein S6 kinase beta-1-like. The record is from RefSeq and is a predicted model, not a curated record. Gene Ontology annotation, biological process: signal transduction; peptidyl-serine phosphorylation. Lineage: Eukaryota; Metazoa; Mollusca; Bivalvia; Ostreida; Ostreidae. Bases 121 to 1587 code for a protein of 488 amino acids. Gene Ontology annotation, molecular function: protein serine/threonine kinase activity; ATP binding. The transcript is spliced from 16 exons.